CUUAAAAGUACGCAAACUUUUUUCUAAGUUUCAACACUGAUCAAUGAUUUCUUCAACAAAACUUGGACAAUAUGAAGAACUUCCUUUUAAUAACAGCCGUUAUUGCUAGCAUUGUUGCAAUAUAUGUAUGGCCAGUGAUUGACCGAGUGAGACAAGUUGCUGUCGGGUAUGGUGCUAAAACUGUGUGUUCUGGGGUGUAUGUUAGUGGCAUGACUUUGGAAUCGCUAAGAAAAAACGAACUAAUGGGAGGUGGACCGAUGCUCCCUUUAUUUAUGACCUUUGACAUUGAUAAUACGACAAAAACAAUCACAACGUCAUGUCUUGGAGUAAAAGCAACUGCAAAAUACUAUGGAUACCAUAAAGGAUGUUCGUUGUUGCCAAGGUCUUAUUCUUAUGCAGGUAUCUCUUCCAAACUAGAUACGUUAAAAAUCAAACACCAUCAAAAAGCAUUCCAAUGGCCAAAUGCAACUUCAAAAUCAAAGAAUGCUUUCCAUAAUAUUGACUAUGAAAAGCUGGACAAGCUUGUUAGUGGAGAGUUUGAUGUGCAUACAUAUUCUGGAAUCACAAAAGAGGAAAUUCAGGAAGAUUUAGAGAGGAUUAGGAAGGGGCAAACAAGAGCAGUGGUUGUUGUGUACAAAGGUAAACUUGUAGCCGAGGGAUACAAUUCACUCAUGGGCCUAACAAAAGAUUCUAGAUUACAUGGUUGGUCAGUCACAAAAAGUGUCUUAGCAACACUUGUAGGAAUCCGCAUCAAGCAGAACAAAAUGUCCUUGGACCAUCUGGCCAAUGUUACAGAAUGGUCCGAUGCCUCAAUGCAAGAACAGCACAUAACAGUCAGAAAUAUGCUUAACAUGAACGCUGGUAUUGACUGCGAGGAGAAAUAUCAUGUAACAGGUGAUGUAUGUAAGAUGAUCUUCACCGAGGACAAUGCUGCCGGUAAAUUCCCCAGGUGAGAAAUGGUACUACUCCAGUGCAACGUCGAACCUUUUAUCUCAAGUGCUACGUAACUCAUUCGACAACGAUGAGAAGCAUUGGAAGUUCCCCCACCAGGAGCUUUUUGAUGUGAUAGGUGCAACAUCGAUGGUAAUAGAGGUUGACCCAAGUGGAUCAUUUGUUGGGUCUAGCUAUAGUUACGCUACUGCUAGAGAUUGGGCUAAACUAGCACAGCUCCAUCUACAAAAUGGUGUAUGGAAUAAUAAACAAAUCCUACCCGAAGACUGGAGUACAUUUGUGUCAACACCAACGAAGGAAAGUGAAGGCCACUACGGGGCUCUUUGGUGGCUCAAUCCAUACAAAGGUCAUGGCAAAAGAGAAUCUGAGACAGAUCCUAUGGGGCAUUAUCGCUACUGGAUGAAAUCCCUACCCUCAGAUCUAUAUCGAGCAGAAGGACACGAAGGCCAGUUUGUCAUUGUAGUGCCCUCUAAAGAUUUGGUUAUUGUUAGGCUGGGAUUAAGUCGUGGAAAUGACUCUUGGGAUAAAGAAAAGUUCUUCUCUAGUUUGAUUAGCUGUUUUAAUUAAUGUUUUGAUGACACGGGAGCUUUUUAUUUAUGAAUAAAUAUGUGUAUAUUAGAAUAAGCUAUAAACUUUGAAUAAAUGUUAUCAGAAAGACAUAAACGGAAUCAUAUACCUUUAUA
This is a messenger RNA of Owenia fusiformis, 1634 nucleotides long. Lineage: Eukaryota; Metazoa; Annelida; Polychaeta; Sabellida; Oweniidae. The record is from the annotation of a GenBank genome assembly.